Molecule: messenger RNA, 2952 nt
Organism: Chelmon rostratus (copperband butterflyfish)
Lineage: Eukaryota; Metazoa; Chordata; Actinopteri; Chaetodontiformes; Chaetodontidae
Gene: cbr4
Product: carbonyl reductase 4
Exons: 5
Coding region: 510-1304 (264 amino acids)
Biological process (GO): fatty acid biosynthetic process
Molecular function (GO): quinone binding; oxidoreductase activity, acting on the CH-OH group of donors, NAD or NADP as acceptor
Source: RefSeq, a predicted model, not a curated record
AUGGCGGCGUCCGUGAGCUCCGCUGAUGUCCCGUCUGUCUUCAGUCAAUAAACUUACUUAAAGAGGAGCAAGUUUUGUCCGACGGCAAAUAACAGUCGAAAAUAAGGCAAGUUACAGCUAUUUGUAUGAACUUUGUUAUUCAGUGGCAGUUUUCCGGCAUAAAACGUUACCAGAAAGCUUAAUGACCGCUAAAUGUAACGUUAGCUAACAUCGUUAGCUUGUCUUGCCAUCGACUCCCUUAAUAAUAACGUUAGACAAAGUUAGCAAAGUACAGGCUUUUUAGAAACAUUCACCUUCAAAGCAUUUUAUCCACCUCAUUUUAGUUCGUACAUGUUUUAUCAUGUAGCCGUCGUUAGUGACUUUAUCUCUUUAUACUUCAUAGUAUUUCUUCGUGUCUUAUCGGUAAUUAUGUGGCAUAUACACUCAUUUAGGCUCGUGUUAGCUAUUAGCUACAUGUUGUGAUACACACAUUGAGUUGCAGGUGUUGCACAGUACAGUACAGGACUAUAAUGCUCUGUAGGGUUGUCCUGGUUGUAGUACACUGGUGCAGGUCUGUGGUGGUGUGUGGGUCUGUCUCCUGCAGGCUCAUGUCCAGGCUGGCAGUGGUGUGUGGGGGCUCUAGGGGCAUCGGGAGGGCUGUGUCCCGCCUGCUGGCAGAGAGGGGCUGCAGGCUGGCUGUUGUGUCCAGGAACGAAGAUGCUGCCCGCGCCACUGUAGCAUCUCUGCAAGGAGGUGACCACGUGGCUUUCAGCUGUGAUGUCUCCAAAGAGCAGGAGGUGCAGAAAACCUUUGAGACGAUCCAGAAGACCUUAGGAAACGUCUCUUACCUUGUGAAUGCAGCUGGCAUCAACAGGGAUGCUCUGUUACUGAGGACCAAGCCGGAGGACAUGGUGGCUCUGCUUCACACCAACCUGCUGGGCACCAUGCUGACCUGCAGGGCAGCCCUGCGCAGCAUGCUGCACACACAGGGAGCCGCCAUUGUUAAUAUAGGUUCUGUUGUCGGCCUGAAAGGGAACGCUGGCCAGUGUGUGUACAGUGCCAGUAAAGCCGGUUUAGAGGGCUUCACACGCUCUUUGGCUAAAGAAGUCGCUUCGCGCAGUAUCAGAGUGAACCUGCUGGCUCCAGGUUUCAUCCGCACCGACAUGACCGCAGGGCUGAAAGAGGAGGACGGGCUGCGAUCUAUCCCACUGGGGAGAUUUGGCGAGCCGGAGGAGGUAGCUCAGGCUGUCCUCUUCCUUUUGGAGUCAUCCUACAUUACAGGACAAGUGCUGGUGGUGGAUGGAGGACUGCAGCUGGCCAUGUAGGGAGCGGGGCCUUACUCUGGAGUUACCUUAGCAUUGAAAACAAUGGCAGUGGCACAGGUGAAAGCCUUACUUUGCCUUUUCUUGAAAAUUGUCUUGUUUAAGCCAUAGACUUUGGAGACUGUAGAGGAAAUGGACAGCGGAGUCUCAGGUACUCAUGACUGAAGGACACAGUGAACAUUUAGAUUGAACAAGGCUUCAUGGCCGAAGUGGACUGAUGCUGAGUGUGAGAUUGGAUGUACAGUAUUUGUUAUCAGCCGUUUUCUUGUCAAAAGCUGUAAAACAGAGUAAACUAAAUCUUUGCACCAGCUGUAUAACGGCAGUCACUAGUUGUUGACAUAGGAGCCACAAAUCCACCUCUCUCAGAGGAUCACUGUCCCGCCGCUCUCCGUCUUUCUGCUGAGUCACUCCGUCCAGCCGCAGGAGGCGUGGCCUGAUGUGUGUGUGACAGUCGGUCGUGACUAACGCCGCUGACUCCAGAGUGUCUGGCCCAGUCCAGACCUCUGUGCCCCGAGGUCCUAAAUUUGAUCAGUAGAUUGAACUCUGUCGGUCUUUUUCCAUGACUGUAAAGCGACUGCUCGUGUUUUGUUCCCCGACCUCCCCCGGGAGACCCCCUCACAGCCAGCACAUGUUUCCCCUCCACCGGCGGCCCCCUGAGCCCACCUCUGGAGGGGCCUGACGAGAGGCCAGGCAUGUUGGGCUGCAGCUGGAGGAAAUUAGAGGUAGUGGUGGAGGUGGGAGGGGGGUAUUUUUAGCUCUGGGAAUGUUUUGAGUGUCUGGUUACAGCUUUGGACCUGUAGUGUGGAUGGAUGGGGUUGGAGGUGACUGUCAUGCUCAGUGAUGAGAUUUGAAAUGCUGCAUUGCUCGUUCCUGCCAUGGAAACAUGCGGUUACCUUCUCUAAGUGUCACAACCGCGACUUUAAAUGAGCAACUUCGAUUGUGCACUCGUAUCCUAAAUGUUGUAUUUUCUAUUAAAAGGAACUACAUUAUCCUGUUGGUGAGCAUUCUUAGCAGGAACGGUAUUUCCACUGUGGCUGAUAAUGUGUUUUUUGGCAUUCUCUUAUUGUUUUAGGAAGAGCCUGCCAGUCUACAAAAACAUCUCACGCUGUCUCUUAAGAGUUUGAAUUUUAUUAACUUUCAUAACCUAAAAUAAUAUCAGGAGAACAAUCCAUAUACAGGCAUUGAUUGGCAUAGAAAUGUGCAAACACAGUAACUGUCAGCUGAUGCAAGCUCUGAACAGACACAGAAAAAGAUGUCCACUUUGUAGAGUAUUACAGAGGGGAUGAUUGCCUUCCACUGUUGACCAGCGCCGAGUGUUUCCUUCCCCUGAAUACUGGAAAAAAGUUGUGUUUCUAUACAUCCUGGAAAAAAAAAAGUUGUUUGGCACCGUACAAGUGUCCAAAAAUAACAUGCAAAGAAGUUGUGUUUGUAUUAAGCCUAAAAGUGAUUUAAGGCAGUAAAUAUAUUUAUAAAACUUCAUGAUACAGAAAAGAUUGUUUUAUCAGUGAACAAAAGGUUGCUGAUAUAAUUUAUGUCAAGAUUCAUGGGAAAGUAAAGUUUGUUUUUCUUCAUACAAAAAUAAAAUGGACAAUCUGUGAUUUGUGUGACAAAUACACGGAAACCUUUCACAGCACCCUCUGUCGAGUGAGAA